CAUGGGGGGACAUAGUGCACUCAGCCGCCCCUCCUUAGUUCCAUCACUGGUGGCUUCAGUUUCACACAAGCUCUUUGUGGCAAGUGAGGGGUUAAGUCGGCAUUGUAGGGAUGUGCCCCCUGUGUGUUAUCUGGGCUGAGAAGUCAGAGUGUCUCUUAUCAGCCGGGUCUGUAGUCACAUGGGAGUAACACUGAGCUGUGAGUGUGAGUGAGAGACUCCAUUCAACAUGUGCCUGAGAGUCGUUACUGUGACCCUUCUGCACCUCCUCAUCUUUUGUAGACUGAAGACUCCAGCAGGUUCUUCUGGGCCAGACAAGCUUCUUUCCAAGGAUGUGUUCCUCAAGUGCCUGUUUGAAGCAGACACCAUGCCCAUUAAGCUGCGGGGUCUGAGUGUGAGUUGGGCACACAAUGGCAAGUCAUUAGUGGAGUUCCGCCAUGGAGAACUUGUGGUUCAUGAUCCCCGGGCGCUGUUGUCUCCAGCAGAACUUGAGAAGGGAAAUGUUUCUCUAACACUGACCAAUGUGACUCUGACUGACGGCGGCAAAUACAUCAGUGUAAUUCAGUACGGAGUUAGCCAAGUGCAGUGUGGGUACACUCUGACUGUGCAAGAGCAACAGAACCGCAUUGACAUUGAGCUACUUUCUGCCCCAGUGCAUGCUGCACAAGAGAACCAGAUGGGCCUGGAGUCACGUUCUGCCCCAGAGCAUGCUGGUGAUGGAGACCCAAUGGGGCAGAAGGGUGAUGGGCCCAGUACCAAGCACAGGACACUGAAGAUUGGGAUGGUGAUGGGAGUUCUUGUGGGUGCCUGGUGUGUGGCCUUCCUCAUCUUCUUUUGCUACAAGCCAUAAAGUACCUGCCGACAGGGAAUCCCAGGAGAGCCAAAGUCACCGGCACAUUCUACUGGAGGAAUAAAAUGAACAAUAUAGAAGUGCAACAGAACCAGGACUAUAAAGCCUUACAACUUACUGCCUAUAGAACAGAACUUGUUGGUUACUUUAUUGAGCACAAAGCAAAUGUUUCUCCUUUGUCUCUGUUGCCAAUGAAUUAAGUAGAAAAUCUCAGGCCGGUGGUAUAGGUAAGGUUUUCACUACCAGAGAUGAACUUGGUGCUCAUAACACCCCCCUUCUACCUACGUCCCCUCACUCUCCCCUCCCUGAGUGACCCCCUAACUGCCAUAGUGCGGUUCCCUUUGAAAGGAGCAGUGGGUUUGUAACUACAAGGAAUCAUCUCUCUGCUGGGUUUGAACCAGUACCUUGUAUAUAGCAGCCUAUUGUCUUAUCUCUCUACUAUUAAGGCAGAUUCGAGGUAUAGGUUUACCCUGUAUUGAGGUUAAUCUGGUUAACCCUGGUGCAUCUAAUUAUUUCAGCUGCUCUUCAUUAACUGGCAGUUGCAGCCUAUUGUCUAAUUAGCUCCCAGGGCCCUUAUUUAAAGCAUGAGUUGAAUUCCCCCCCUCU
Messenger RNA from Xenopus laevis (African clawed frog), 1453 nucleotides. RefSeq lists its product as uncharacterized. Lineage: Eukaryota; Metazoa; Chordata; Amphibia; Anura; Pipidae. Bases 227 to 847 code for a protein of 206 amino acids. The transcript has 5 exons. The record is from RefSeq and is a predicted model, not a curated record.